This is a messenger RNA of Gavialis gangeticus (Gharial), 436 nucleotides long. It is a transcript of the gene S100P, whose product is annotated as S100 calcium binding protein P. The coding region runs from base 53 to 340 and encodes 95 amino acids. Gene Ontology annotation, molecular function: transition metal ion binding; calcium ion binding. The transcript has 2 exons. Gene Ontology annotation, biological process: endothelial cell migration. Gene Ontology annotation, cellular component: extracellular exosome; cytoplasm. The record is from RefSeq and is a predicted model, not a curated record. NCBI's taxonomy places the organism in Eukaryota, Metazoa, Chordata, Crocodylia, Gavialidae.
AAAAGAGAAUCAGAGAUUAUCCACACCUAGCAGGAAAUAAAGGUGAGCAAAGAUGUCCAAACUAGAAACUGCAAUGGGAAUGAUCAUUGCUGUCUUUGACAGGUAUGCAUCAACUGAAGGCAAUAAGCUAACCCUUACUAAAGCAGAACUGAAGACUCUCCUGGAAAAAGAGCUCCCUAACUUCUUGGCGUCGGCAAAAGACAAGGAUGCUCUUGACAAACUCAUGAAGAACCUGGAUGCAGAUGGAAAUUCUGAAGUAGACUUCAAUGAAUUUGUCAUCUUUGUGGCAGCCAUGACUUCCUGCUGUCAUAAAUACUUCGAGCAGAAAGGACCAAAAUGAUUGAAGAACACCUCAUAUAUGAAUCUGGGGUUAUUCUGUAUUCCACAUGCUAAUAUUAUUGAUAGCUUUCUUUGUUCCAUGUACUAAGAUACUUUU